This is a messenger RNA of Pieris macdunnoughi, 999 nucleotides long. Lineage: Eukaryota; Metazoa; Arthropoda; Insecta; Lepidoptera; Pieridae. The record is from the annotation of a GenBank genome assembly.
AUGUUCGUUCAUUUACAGGCGAUGUUCCAAUGGGUGGUAUUUAAAUGGCACCUCUCUGAAGGGCGCACAGAACGCGCGCUUUGCGCUGCUGCCGCUAAUCCCGCUCCUCACGCUCGACAGGCAGCUGCCGCUAUGCUACUCACUACGCUCGCGGAGCGUAAGGAACUUGACGCGCUGGUUCGCUGUGCGGCGUUAGCGGGUGAAGCUGAACGUGCGGCGGCAGCUCGAGCCAAGCUACACGACGCUCACACGCACAACCCAUACUAUGACUUUCUCUACUCACUGUAUCUGUCGAGAGGGCACUUUCGAAAAGCGGCUGCUGUAAUGUAUGAAAGGGCUACCCGUUGCGCCAGCGAACGGGGCGGUACGGAGUUACGUCGUCGGUACAUCGCGGCCGCUCUUACAUGCUUGCGAUUGGCCAGCCCUCAACACGCGUUCCUGGCACGGCCACAUACGAAAGGACACAAUGCUACGCCACAGGUAAUAGGCCCAGAAGAAUUGGCGGCUGAACUACGCGAAGGUGACAUAGAAGCGUUAGAUCCAGUUCAACAGGCUUUAAAAAAGUCAGAGCCCAUAGAUUUUGACACAUUAUACCCAAAAUUAAAGGAUGCCGAUCGAGAGACAUUGUUAGCAGUAACAAAGAGAACGAUUAGCACGGGAUACUUUCUACCACGUUGGUUUCUACAAAGAUUUAUGGAUGUGGAUGGUCCUUGCUGUGUCCGCGCUCUUCUUAGUGGCGGGCGACUUGUGGAAGCAGGCGAAGCUUGCGUGGAUGCAAUGCGAGCUGCGCUUGUAUCGUUGGGACCCACCCACCUUACUGCAGCACCAUUAGCCCUAGCAGACUUGCUGACUGCGGAAUUGCAUGACCAUUUACAUCAUGAACCUUCGAAACAGAUAUAUGAAGAAUUACAGAAAUUAGUUGAAGAAUAUAGUGAAGUCGUAGUUCGAACUUCAGAUGAUAUGAAAAAUAUUCAAAUAAAACAUCCUAUAGUAAACUGA